AUCUGAACAUUGAAAUCGAAGUAUUUUGUGGUAUUAAUCUAAUAUUUAUUUUCGAAUAGAAUAUUUUCUCAAUUUCAAAGGAAGACAUUGAAAUCUCUCAUUAUUAGUAUCAUGUGUUCUGUGAAUGAUUCAUUAGUAGCUGAGGUAUUUUCAUUUAUCAACUACACAUAGGCCAUCGGAGAACUCAUUGCGAAAUCAACCGAGACAAUAUAUAUUUUUCUCCAUUGCAAGAAGAUUCUGUCAGUUACAAAGAAAAAGAGACGGUGCUCUAUUUUAUGUGAUUCUUAUCAGCAAGUACAACCUAGAUUACUGUGAUUUAAGUCGAUUACUGUAAAAGGCAGGCCAAUAAAGAAUUCGCAGAAUUAAUAGAAACGAUAUAUAGUCAUUUUUAAUUAGAGCGAAAUAAUCUCUUUUUAUUUGUGAAAGAGAAAGUACGUUGAAGUUAACGCUCUGUUUUAUGCGAAUAAUUCAACUGUAAACGAGUCGGUGCCAAUCAGUAACUGUAUGUACACAAAUUAUUCUCAUGUUAUAUUCUGCGAUUAUCAACAUAAAGUUUUUCUAAGUCCGAAUGUUAAAUUCAAUCUAGAAAGAGAAGCAGCUGUUAGGUCAAUUGUUCGCUCAAGAGAAACCGAAGACGAGAUGGUGAUAGCGAUAGGGAAUAAGCGAAGCAACAAAGAGUAGAAAAAGGAAAAUCAGUCAGAAAGAGAUAGACCGAUAGAGAAAAAAAGAGAGGCAUAAAAGCGACCCUACAAACCGAUUUAGUAGGCGUUCACAUGCUCCAAGGAAGAAAUAUCAAGAAAGAAGCAGGGUUUUGAAUAACAAGGAAAGAAUUUAAAGAUAGACAAAGAAAAGAAGACAGAACAAGAAGAAAAAAAAGAGAAGAAAAAUUGAUAAAAUUAAACAAAAAAAAAAACGAGUAAGAAGGCAGAGUAGGAUCGGAUCAAUAGAGAGAGAAGCAAAAAGAUACCCUUCUCCAAACUGGUUUUCGAAAUGAAUAAAAUCAUUCUGACGAAUUCGCAAGUGGCCAAGAAUGUUUUCGACGAGGAAGCUAUUUUGAAGAAGGUACGAUGGCGCAAUCUCGUAGCCUUCUGGAUCUUAGGUCUAUGCAACAAUUACGGCUACGUCGUGAUGCUCAGUGCGGCCCAUGACAUUCUACAAAGCAAGUUCGGUGAGAAUAAUGACACGUCAAGCCCAAAUGUCACAACCACGAUGGAACCAUAUCACAAUCGGACAUGCAAUACAGUUUCAACCGGUGCCAUUCUUUUAGCAGACAUUCUGCCAGCAUUGGCAAUCAAAAUCACGGCACCAUUUCUACCAUUUCUAGUGCAUGCUCGACUGGCUACCUGUGUGUUAUUUUCCGCUGCAGGAUUCCUCAUGGUGUCAUUGAGUACUACCGAAUGGGUCGCCAUUAUGGGCGUCGUCAUAACAUCGCUUUCCUCAGGCUUGGGUGAAGUUACUCUUCUUAGUUACAGUAACCAAUUCUCCAAGCAAGUGAUUUCGACGUGGUCAUCGGGCACCGGCGGCGCUGGGGUAAUCGGCGCAAUAUCUUACGCCGGACUUACCUUGGUACUAUCUAUCGAGAAUACAUUGUUAGUCAUGUUGGCCGUGCCAAUUUUGCAAGCAGUUACAUUCUGGGGUAUCCUCAAACACCCGACACACAUUAGAAUUCCGAUUACCAAGAAUGGCAUUGACAGUCAAGAACAAAUCAUCAAGGUCCCCGAAAAGAGUUUUAGGGACAAGAUUAAUUUAGUGCCUGGCUUGUUGAAGUUUAUGAUACCACUUGGGCUCGUUUACUUGUUUGAAUACUUCAUCAAUCAAGGCUUGUACGAGCUUAUCGAAUUCAAAGACAUUUGGUUGACACAUUCCGAACAAUACAGAUGGCUCCAAGUGGAUUAUCAAAUAGGUGUAUUUAUCUCGAGAUCUUCGGUGAACCUGAUCACCAUUAAUAAAAUUUGGAUUAUGUCCGUGCUGCAGUUCUUUAACGUUAUAAUUUUUCUCUUCGAGACCCUUUACUAUUAUAUACCAAAUAUAUGGAUCGUUUUUAUCAUUGUAUUGUGGGAGGGUCUUCUUGGCGGUGCAGCAUACGUGAACACAUUCUAUCGAAUGUCGACCGAGAUUCCGAAGACGGAUCGUGAAUCUUCCUUGGGAAUCGCGACGAUGGCAGACUCUAUCGGGAUUGCGUUGGCCGGAUGGCUGUCCAUGCCUGUUCACAAUGCCAUUUGUAAAUUACCACAGCCGAAGCGAUUAGGUAGUUAAAGAUAUCGUAAUGGUUCGCCGAGUGAUAAUAAAGUUCCCUCGGAAACUUGCUUUUGAAAGUUCCUCAUGGUAACAUGCUGGUGAUUAGAGACAAAAAUGAGACGUUUCUUUUAUUAAUUUAAUGAUUAUAUGUAGAUCAAACGUAUGCAAUUGUUUCACCGCGCGUUCGUAGAUCAUAAAAUUAUUAACGUCCUAAUUAAUCUUUUAGCUUUGUGCAAGUUUACGAAUUUACGAAAUUUUGAGGAAAAAUUAAUAAAGCAAACGUUCAGAA
Molecule: messenger RNA, 2527 nt
Organism: Cyphomyrmex costatus
Lineage: Eukaryota; Metazoa; Arthropoda; Insecta; Hymenoptera; Formicidae
Gene: Cln3
Product: CLN3 lysosomal/endosomal transmembrane protein, battenin
Exons: 7
Coding region: 991-2256 (421 amino acids)
Biological process (GO): lysosome organization; regulation of intracellular pH
Cellular component (GO): membrane; lysosome
Source: RefSeq, a predicted model, not a curated record